Ostrea edulis (European flat oyster) is the source of this 2399-nucleotide messenger RNA. RefSeq lists its product as uncharacterized. The coding region runs from base 232 to 1467 and encodes 411 amino acids. The transcript is spliced from 11 exons. Lineage: Eukaryota; Metazoa; Mollusca; Bivalvia; Ostreida; Ostreidae. The record is from RefSeq and is a predicted model, not a curated record.
AAUACCUUUAAAAUGUUUAUUCCUAAGUACGCCAUGUAUUUUUCAACAGAUCUUUAAACAGUUUAAACGGAAACCGAAAGUAGUUUCAGGUCAUGUUUUAGUAGUUUCAGGUCAUGUUUUGAUAAAUAAUGAACAACCAGACUUCUGACACUUGAGAAACUUUAAUGGGUUGGAUCUUGAUAGCAGAAAAGUUCGGACCUACUCAGAGUUUAACCUACAGGAAAGAAAAUUAUGCGACAUGUGGAGGGAAUAAUCGGACUUUGUCUGUGGCAUUGUAUGAUAGCAGAAGCACUGAAGAAAUGUCCUCUCACUGUGGAGACCUGGAAUACAGCAUCCAUGGCGUUACAAUGUCAGCCUCCAAAUUACUACCACUGCAUCAGAGACGAAAACGGCCAGAUCACUCAGCAGUGUUUACAGCGAGUCUGGAUACAGCCAGACAUGUGUCCCGAGUUCAACGCUGAAGCCCAGCGGAUUGACGUAUACACCUGUAAGUCUGAUGUGGACAACUGCCCGACUGCGACAUUCUGGUCAAACGCCAUCUACGUCUAUCCCGGGUGUUUCUUCGAAGCUUCAUCUACAACUUCAGGACCUGCCAUGAGUGUUUCUCUGGACAGCAUGUUCCCCGAUACCUCUACUGAAGCACAGGAUCCAGAUGGCGCUACCGUCAUUGUCGUUCCCGUUAUUAUUGUCGGUGUACUGCUUAUCCUGGCUGCUAUUGCUGGAGUAGUAUGUUGGAGAAGAAAGCACAGAACAGAUUCGCCCGGUGAGGAAACAGGAAACAGAUUUGAGAGAGAUAUCGACACCCAACAAAAUGAAGCUGACAAGAUGUUAGAUUCGCCCACAACGCAAAGAAUUGAUAAUGUAGCUGAAGUUAAUCUACCUUUAUCUGAAACAUCUGUGAUGCGAGACGACUCUCCCAAAAACGAACGUUAUGACAAUUCUAUGAAACUUGAUGGACAGCUCAGGGAUUCGCCCACAACGCAAAGAAUUAAUAAUGUAGCUGAAGAAAAUCUACCUUUAUCCGAGACAUCUGUGAUGCGAGACGACUCUCCCAAAAACGAACGUUAUGACAAUUCUAUGAAACUUGAUGGACAGCUCAGGGAUUACGCUAACAGACUAGAAGGGCUGUAUACGGAUAUAAGAAUAUGCCUUCUUCUUUCACACACAAGUGUAAGUGAAACGAAAAUUGAAGAGGCAUCAGGGUUAAUGGGAGAGAAGAUCGUCAUAGAAAAUGAUUUCAAAAUGUGGGAGACGAACAAAUCGAGGUUGAUGUAUUUUUUCCGAAAUUGGGUAGAUAUAGAUCAAGAACACUGUGUUGAUGAAGUAAAGGGAACACUUAUCGAAGUUUUACAGGCGGUCAUAGAAAAGGGUACAAAAUUUGUCAUCAUUUUACCCUUAUCAAUUUGGCAUAAAGAUCAAAGAAUACAGGAAUUGAGAGACCUUCCUUGCUGUAAGAUACGAUACUGAAGAUUAAAGCGAUUCCGGGUGAUUUUAUGUGACUGAUUCUGCUCCGUCCAGUUGUAUUCUACAUAACCGGUGGUAAUCUACAGUGUCGAUGUUCUUGUUUUCUAUUCCCUCCCGAAGUAUCUCACACCUUCAGCGGUAAUUUACACCGUUCAACGUCCUACAUUCUACUCCGUUUAGUUGCAUUGUGCCAUACAUGUAACGCUACCCCGAUAGGAUAUAAACCAAUUUUACGUUAUUUAUCUAUGCAUGACGAUAUUUGUAAUUGGUUAUUUAUAUGACCAAACAUUGACGAUUUCUCUAUUGUGUUCGAGUUUAUCAUACUUCAUUAAUUUCUUUUCUUUCUUUCUCUUUUUUUUUUUUUUUUAAGAUAUCAACCAUUUGUAAGAUGCCUUUUAUGAUCUUUUGAAACCACAUUUUACAUAUUUUUACAUACAGUACGGCCAGCGCGGAUCCCGUAUUUUCCGCUCUCCCCCGCGGGAUAGAGCUACCGCGGUAUAUGUAUUGCUGGUAAUAUACGAAAACUUUUAUUUUCAAAAGAAGAGUUUCAAAUUAUUUUUUGAAUUUGGAUAUCUAAAGAUUUCUCGGAGAGUUUUUCACAUGGGUAAAUCCAGCUCACACGACAAUGAAUUAAUCUUAAAAGAUUUGAUACUGUUUCAAUAUGCACAAAUAUGGCACUGUUAAUGAUGAGAAAUAUCAACAAGAUAUAUGGAAGUGAAACGCAUUGUAUGAAACAUCUGUGGAAAUAUACAUGUAUUCUAUAUAUAUGCUCUCUUUCUAUAGGCAGCGAGGUGCAACUCUAGAUAUUGUGUCAUAUGUCUUCAUUUUUAAAAGGUAUUGAUUUUAUUGAAUGUAUGUUUUUCGUGUUUGUUGUACAUUCUUGAUGUAAUCAUAUUUACAAAUUAAAUGAAAUUAAUGUUUUAUAUGUACAUAUG